UUUUGUUUGUUCUUAAACACUGGAUGUGCUGGGUCAAUGAACUGUUACUCCAGGAAGCAGAGCUGAGAGGACAAGCUGAGAAGACACCAUUAUGAUGGCAAGCAGGAAUACAAUGUUUUGUCAAAAGUCCCUCAUCUAGGGAAGCACGUGCAUACUCUACUGCAAGAAAGCAAUAUUUGGGGCUCUUUAAACCCCUGACUGUAACCUGGUUCAGUUUUCUCAGUGCCUGCUGGAAGAGACUUAUCUUUUUCCAUACCUUUAAAGUGGACUACAAGCCUAUCCUCAGCAGGAUUUAAGAUCUUCCUGGACACGCCACCAGCCCCCCCCUCACACAAGAAGAUGAUUGACCUAAGCUUCCUAACAGAGGAGGAACAAGAGGCAAUAAUGAAGGUGCUGCAACGGGAUGCAGAACUAAAGAGAGCUGAAGAAGAGAGAGUCAGGCAUUUACCAGAAAAAGUCAAAGAUGAUGUUCAGCUGAAGAAUAUGAGCGGGCAGUGGUUUUACGAAGCGAAGUCGAAGAGGCACAGAGACAAGAUACACGGAGCAGAUAUCAUUCGAGCUUCCAUGCGCCGCAAGCCUGCUGCUUCUGAAUUACCACAGGAAGUUCAGAAG
Messenger RNA from Calidris pugnax (ruff), 612 nucleotides. Its product is annotated as synaptotagmin-like protein 2. Gene Ontology annotation, biological process: exocytosis; intracellular protein transport. Gene Ontology annotation, molecular function: small GTPase binding; neurexin family protein binding. The transcript has 3 exons. The record is from RefSeq and is a predicted model, not a curated record. Lineage: Eukaryota; Metazoa; Chordata; Aves; Charadriiformes; Scolopacidae. Gene Ontology annotation, cellular component: exocytic vesicle; plasma membrane. The annotation marks the transcript as partial.